AUGAAACUUUCCCAUCUUCUUCAUUUCCUUGUGCCUUUGGCUAGUGCACGAGCUGUACCAUACCACCAUCAGAUACCCAUCACCGAAGAAAGCGCCACCGAGGACCUCACAAACGCGAAAAAGAUUGAUCUAGACGCCACUCCUAGCAUCGGCGUCCACUUCACAACAACACAGGCAGUAGUGGCUGCGCGAUAUCCAAAUGGAACAACGAUCGACGUGGUACAAAUUUCUGGAGACGCUGGAUACACAGACCUAAUGUCGCGGUGGAUGUUCCGAUAUUCAGAUUAUGAAAUCCUAAGAAACCGGAACGACAGCGUUGUACUAGCUGCGUUUAUCUCGAGAGUUCACACGACCAUCGAAGCUCAGCUUAAAAUUCCUGUCAAACAGAUCACGCCAGCUGUCGUCUUCCCACUCGGCAGGGCCCAGCAAACGCUAUUCCAAAGCGCUUUGUUACUCACGGGCUUCACAUUGUCCAAAUCCUCCAAGGAAGGCUCCGUCAUAUACCCGGAAUCAUACGCUACUCACGCAGCUCUGGUACACGCCUCGUGUACUCAUCAAAUGCUGCAAGAACAACACCAAAACGUUCUCGUCAUCGCUUUCGACGACAGCUCUUUCAGCGCGAGCAUGCAUCAAACGUCUUGCAAUAGAAAAUCUUCACAGCCACAACCACGCAUGAUCGGCUACGUCGCCCGCUCAGAUCUUGGUUGGUGGAAUCUUCCCGUCUACGAAGCGCCGCGAGCCAAGUUCUGGUCGAAGCUACAGGAAGCUGUCAUUGAUGCUAUCGGUGGGCUGGGGAAGCCACCAGGCAGGAUAGUGCUAUCGGGUCGCCAUGGCGGGGACAGAGAGUUUAAAGGCAAGAUUGAGGAGGCCCUUUGGGCGGAGCUGGAGGUGGAUGUUAGGACGCUGCUUGGAAGCUCUCAAGAGGCGGACAAGGAAUGGCUGGCAGCAAGGGGUGCAGCAGAGCUAGGGACUCACUGA
Molecule: messenger RNA, 978 nt
Organism: Alternaria burnsii
Lineage: Eukaryota; Fungi; Ascomycota; Dothideomycetes; Pleosporales; Pleosporaceae
Exons: 1
Coding region: 1-978 (325 amino acids)
Source: RefSeq, a predicted model, not a curated record